GUUGGUUUGCUCGCGGCAUUUUCUCUCCGGCAAACCAGCAUAUGAAAUGGAUGUUACAAAUCCAGACUGGGCACCAACACUGCACAUGGGGCACGACGACAUAUCUGUAUCAGACUCGGACCGGCACGCAAGGCGUAUGCAAAGGAAGCGAAAAAGAGCACCCAUUGCAGGCUUGAUGAUCGAUGAAGGUCUGACAAAAGAACAGCAACAAAAUCACCAUGUCAUGGAGGCAGUGGACAGCAGUUGUGUUGGACAAGUGGAGGUUGACGUACCAGCUGCAAAUGUGGACAGUGGUGAUGGGAGUGAGAGCGUCACGGAAGGUCAAGGGCAGAUGAAGGAUUGUGUGUGCAGUGAACAGGGCAGAGCAGAAAUAAACCGGCUGUUGGAGGAGAACAGACUGCUUCGAGCACAGUUGCAAAAGACAGAGCUGAAUGAAACUUUCUUAAAGGAUGAUACCGAAAAAGUAAGAUAUUACACAGGACUACAUUGCUAUGCUGUGUUAAUGUCCCUCUUCAGCACUGUGAAAGAUUUCCUGCCAAUAUCGAAGAAACUGACAGGUUUCCAAAUGCUCUUACUCACACUAAUGCGUCUGAGACUUGAUCUUCCAGUCCAGCAUCUUUGUCAUCUCUUCGAUGUGUCCCACAAAACACUGUCUUCUGUCUUCGCCGAUACCAUUGAUGUUUUGUAUGCCCGCGUAGGAGCACUGGUGCACUGGCCUGAGAGGCACUGUCUGCAGGCCACAAUGCCUCCACAGUUUACUGAAGCUUUUGGAAAACGAGUAUCCAUCAUUGUUGACUGUUUUGAGAUUCGAACAGAAAGACCAUCUAAUUUAAAGGCACGCGCACAAACAUACUCUCAUUACAAGGGUACACACACCAUAAAAUACCUCAUCGGGAUUACACCCCAUGGAGCUAUUUCUUUCAUUUCCAGGGGAUGGGGCGGUCGUGCAUCAGAUAAACACAUCACAGAGAGAUGUGGCAUUCUUCAAAAGCUGUUACCAGGGGACGUAGUAUUGGCUGACAGAGGCUUUGACAUCAGAGAUGCUGUAGGAAUGAUGUGUGCGGAGGUCAAGAUUCCGGCUUUCACAAAAGGCUACUGUCAACUUGAUGCAAGGGACGUUGAACAAACGAGAGCAAUUGCCCACCUGAGAAUUCAUGUUGAGCGAGUAAUAGGUAGUUUGCGCAACAAAUUCAAAAUGUUACACACUACAAUGCCAAUCCGAUUACUCUUAUCAUGUGAGGGUGAAGACACAACACUUCUUGAUAAGAUCGUAAAGGUUUGCUGUGUUUUUGUUAAUAUGUGCCCCAGUGUUGUUGUCAAACCAGGGCCAAAUGACACUUGCUCCUGUUGAGUAUUGUUAAAGCUGUUGUUUUGAAUGUACAGUACAUUGUAAAUAGUUGUAUUUUGU
Oreochromis niloticus (Nile tilapia) is the source of this 1408-nucleotide messenger RNA. RefSeq lists its product as uncharacterized. The transcript is spliced from 3 exons. Bases 47 to 1351 code for a protein of 434 amino acids. Lineage: Eukaryota; Metazoa; Chordata; Actinopteri; Cichliformes; Cichlidae. The record is from RefSeq and is a predicted model, not a curated record.